AUGGCUAUAAUUUCGAACUCUAACCGAACCGAAAUUGACGGGGACUUUAUAGCUAAUAUCUUUGAUUUCGUUGAACAGUUGGAUAGUCCAGUCUCAGCAGGUUCUCGUGGUCUGCAUGUCUUUCUGACGGGUAUCGACGAUGAGGAGCGGCAGAACCAGCGCGAACGUCUCUUCACGGUGGAUGAUGCAGCACUUAAACGAGUGGCUCAAACUUUGCGUGACCACCUGGUAUGUGCGAAGCGCGUGGGCCGUGCAGUCCUCGGACCUAAGAGUGCGGAAUUGGUGGAAAAGAAGAAGGACCAGGACAAAGAGUGGAGUGUGGUGGACCUUUCACAAGCUAAUUAG
This is a messenger RNA of Hydatigera taeniaeformis, 345 nucleotides long. Lineage: Eukaryota; Metazoa; Platyhelminthes; Cestoda; Cyclophyllidea; Taeniidae. The record is from the annotation of a GenBank genome assembly.